Molecule: messenger RNA, 975 nt
Organism: Budorcas taxicolor (takin)
Lineage: Eukaryota; Metazoa; Chordata; Mammalia; Artiodactyla; Bovidae
Gene: SH2D6
Product: SH2 domain containing 6
Exons: 13
Coding region: 1-975 (324 amino acids)
Biological process (GO): intracellular signal transduction; cell surface receptor protein tyrosine kinase signaling pathway
Cellular component (GO): cytoplasm
Source: RefSeq, a predicted model, not a curated record
AUGGAGAGUCAUCCUAGAUGUACUGAUCACCCCUUUACUUCCCUCCUUGACCCUUUGCAGGAGAAGCUCAGCAGGAGAAAGGCCAGGUCGGGGCCACCGCUUCCACCUCCAAGAUGUGCAAACUCCCAAGCUUGGAGAAAAGAUGAACCCAGCCCAUCUCCUCUGUCUGUCCCAGGGACCUGGAAACACAGGGUAAAGGAGGAGGAAGAGGAGGAGGAUAAAUAUGAGCUGCCCCCCUGUGAGGCUCUACUCUGCCACCUCACCCCUACCCACCUUUCUGGCACUGAGGAGGACUCUUUGUACUCGGCCCAAGGCAGCGCCGAGCCCACUGGAGGCCCUGAAGCAGAGCUGGCCCUUUGGAAGGUGCCAGGCCCUGCGAAUGAGCCCGAUGAGGACAUCUAUGUGGAGUGUGAGCCCAGUCCAGUCCCAGCCUUUACUCAGACUCUGAGUUCCCCAGUCCUGACGGCCCCCGUCCCUCUACCAAGGAUAUCCGUGGGGCCCAGGCCCACCAUAACCCCCCAAGAAGCUCAGAAUGGAGCAUCAAAGGCCACCUCUGAAGAAAGAAGAACCUCUCUUUCUUCUAUAGCCACCACCCAGAACACCUCAGGUGCCCAGGAAGGCAAUCUGCUGGGUCAGCCUUGGUACUCAGGGAACUGUGACCGCCAUGCUGCUGAGAGCGCCCUGCUCCGAUGCCAGAAGGAUGGAGCCUACACUGUGCGCCCCAGCUCAGGCCCUCACGGCACCCAGCCCUUCACCCUGGCAGUACUUCUCCAUGGCCGAGUCUUCAACAUUCCCAUCAGGCGGCUGGCUGACGGUCGCCACUAUGCCCUGGGCCGUGAGGGCAGGAACCAUGAGGAGCUCUUCUCCUCCGUGGCUGCCAUGGUCCAGCACUACACGCAGCACCCCCUCCCGCUCCUGGACAGACAGAGCGGCAGCCGGCAGCUCACCUGCCUGCUCUUCCCCACCAAGCCCUGA